UUUUAAGAAGGAGAAGAACCAAAAAAAAAAAAAAAAAAAUUGCUACAGCAAUAGGCCAACACCCAUUUCCAUAUUCUUCUUCUGAUGAAAAAUAAGAAUGUUGGGUGGGUCUCGCUGUAUAUCCCAGCACUUAAGAGACUCUAAUUUUCACCAAUUUUGCACUUCUACUACUCCUAUUUUCACUGCUGCUUCUCCACCAAUCUCAACUUCUUCAUUCAACUACUUCAGAUUUAGAUUAAGGAAUAAAGUUAGUGAUUUUGGGGUCAAUUGUGUUCAGCCCAAUUCUUCAAAUACUCAAAGCUCUUUGCUUUCUCAAACUUUGAGCCAAUCCGGAACUGAUGAGGAGCCUCCAUCAGAAAGAUUGACCAUGCUUGCAGGUGGGAUAGUAGCUCUGGGAAAGUUUGAUGCACUCCAUAUUGGUCACCGUGAGCUAGCAAUCCAAGCAGCUAAGAGAGGAAUUCCGUUUCUUCUUUCAUUUGUUGGAAUGGCGGAAGUACUUGGAUGGGAACCGAGGGCUCCCAUUGUUGCUGACUGUGAUCGCAAAAGGAUUCUUUCAUCUUGGGCUCCUUAUUGCGGUAAUGUAAUCCCGACGGAAUUCCAGAUAGAAUUUUCCAAAGUUCGAUCUCUUACGCCUCGUCAGUUUGUGGAGAAGCUGUCCAAAGAGCUGGGAGUACGAGGAGUUGUUGCUGGCGAAAACUAUCGUUUUGGAUAUAGAGCUGCUGGUGAUGCAUCGGACCUUGUGAAGCUCUGUGAAGAGUAUGGAUUAGAGGCUUAUAUAAUCAAUUCUGUCAUGGACAAGAAUCAGAUUUCUGGAGCCUUAAACUCUUGUGAAAAAAAGGAGAGAGGACAAGUAUCAUCUACUCGUGUUAGGUAUGCCCUUGACAAGGGAGACAUGAAAUAUGUGUCUGAGCUGUUAGGUCGCAAACAUCGUCUUGUUUUAAUGAUGGAAGAUCAAGAAAGGUUUAUGAGUGAGAGAAAUAGACUGUCAGCACCAAAGUCUUGUUUGUUGAAUCUUGCACCCAAGGAAGGUCUUUAUGAGAAUUGUUCAGUUUCGAUUGACAAGAAUGUUGUACCCUGCAGAGUCAUAGUUGAUGCAACUGAUAUUCAUUUGGAAUGCUAUGAGGUAGCUAAUUUUACCUGUAUUACUUCUCGAGACUUAAAGAUAUUGGGUAUUGACUUUGGUAGUCCAGAGUUAGAUGGGGUUCAAAUCUUGUAAUUUCAUUCCCUAUAAUUCUUUAGUGCGACCAUUUCUGAAUGUCCUUCAGUCUUUAAGUAUGAGUACGAUUCUUUAUGGUACAUUGCUUCACAAUUCACAUACUUUUGGUGGGAACAUAGUUGAGUUUACUGAUA
Nicotiana attenuata is the source of this 1350-nucleotide messenger RNA. Its product is annotated as FAD synthetase 2, chloroplastic-like. Gene Ontology annotation, cellular component: endoplasmic reticulum. The record is from RefSeq and is a predicted model, not a curated record. Gene Ontology annotation, molecular function: protein C-terminal S-isoprenylcysteine carboxyl O-methyltransferase activity; FMN adenylyltransferase activity. The transcript has 5 exons. Bases 98 to 1216 code for a protein of 372 amino acids. Lineage: Eukaryota; Viridiplantae; Streptophyta; Magnoliopsida; Solanales; Solanaceae. Gene Ontology annotation, biological process: C-terminal protein methylation; riboflavin biosynthetic process.